Molecule: messenger RNA, 135 nt
Organism: Cooperia oncophora
Lineage: Eukaryota; Metazoa; Nematoda; Chromadorea; Rhabditida; Trichostrongylidae
Source: the annotation of a GenBank genome assembly
AUGUGGCAGCAACUCGGCCACUGCCAGCAUUCUACGAAGUACAUGGCACAUUACUGCAGAAAAUCGUGCGGAAUGUGCGACGAGGAAGUAACAAGUGAGUCGAAAAAAGUCGCCGAGAACAUACAAGAACUUUAA